This is a messenger RNA of Malassezia pachydermatis, 300 nucleotides long. RefSeq lists its product as hypothetical. Bases 1 to 300 code for a protein of 99 amino acids. The record is from RefSeq and is a predicted model, not a curated record. NCBI's taxonomy places the organism in Eukaryota, Fungi, Basidiomycota, Malasseziomycetes, Malasseziales, Malasseziaceae. The transcript has a single exon.
AUGUACGACUUUUUUUACGUGUGCCUCGCCCACUUGACUGAUCGCUCCUUUGCGACACGCCUUGAUCCUUCUACGCCGUUGUCGGACGAGCCAGCAGUUCAGCCAGCAUCGUCUUCUCAAUCCAAUGCCACGAAUGAAGUCCAAGCAGCGACAGAAACGCUGCCUCCCAAAGACGAGAACCCACCGUUGCAUUCUCGGUAUGCUUUGCAUCGUGAAUUCUAUGCGAAACGUGUUCGGCAGUUUCAGCCAGCUCGGACACCUAUACCAACAUUCCCUGCUGUACCGGGUACGACUAUCUAA